Messenger RNA from Gambusia affinis (western mosquitofish), 4323 nucleotides. Its product is annotated as NACHT, LRR and PYD domains-containing protein 12-like. The coding region runs from base 980 to 3895 and encodes 971 amino acids. NCBI's taxonomy places the organism in Eukaryota, Metazoa, Chordata, Actinopteri, Cyprinodontiformes, Poeciliidae. The transcript is spliced from 7 exons. Gene Ontology annotation, molecular function: protein binding. The record is from RefSeq and is a predicted model, not a curated record.
CAUAUUUCAGACUUCGUCCGUGUCCAGAUCACCUUAGAUCUGGUCAUCAGAACCUGAUGGAUGUCCCACACUGUCCUGAAGACCUGUGUGGAAAGAGCCUUCACUUCUACUGUCCCCAAGCUCUGGGAAACUGUCUCUACCAGCAUCAGAUCUAAUGACACUGUGGACUGUUUGAAGUCCAAGUUAAGCAUCAAGUUUUAAAAUGUCUACUGGGAGAUUCUGAUGCUACUGUAAUUGAUCCUUCUAGUUGUAAUAGAAAAUAUCAAUUUAACUAUUUCAUUUAAAUUUGACGUAAUGUUGUUUUGAUACUGUUUUGUGUAUCUGAAUGUGUUGUCACCGUUUAUGUGUCAAAGCACUUAUAUCAUUGGUGUUAGUUGUCCUUUAGUAAGAGAAAACUAGAGGUUUCUCAUAAGACUCACUGUCAGCUGUCAUUUCCUGAUGGUGAUGAUGGGUAUUUUUUUAAACAAAACUCCAAAUGAAUUUGUUCCCUCCAAUGUGGUGAGGGACAGUUUCAUAACAGUGGGUAAGGAUUUGGCUCUCUUUUCCGCCUGGUAUUGGAGGUAAGCUCAGUGUUCUAUUUUUACUGACUAUAUAAUAAUGUAAUGUGUGCUUAUCAGGACUUUUCUACUGACUGUGUUCAGUGAUAUCGGCCUUUGAAAGUUUUUGCCUUUGAAUAAAAAUAUAAAAGAUUAAUUGUUCACUAGUUAUUGGAACAGACUCUCAUUCUUUGACAACACACAUUUCCAUGUCAUAGUUUAUCUUCAUCUUUCUAACUUCUUUGUAUUAUGUUCAUGUGAUGCUCUGCUUUUCUGCUUCAAGGAGUUUUAAUAUAAAACUCUUGGUUAUUUCACUUGUGAAUACUGUUGGAUGAAUAUUUCCUGAUUGUUCCUGUUUCUGUCACAGACUAGACCAGCAGAGCUCAGAGGUUCCCAGUGGUCCAUCUCUCCAGCAGCAUCAAACACAGCUGGACUCCAUAUUUAUGCUGCUGGAGGACAACAUUGUCACUUUUAUGAAGAACGAGUUAAAGAAGAUCCAGAAAUUACUGAGUCUAGAUGAUGAUGAGGUGUUGGAAGGUGAGGAUAAAAAGCAGAGGAGGAGCAACAGAGAGGCAGUGAUGAAGAUCACACUAAACUUCCUGAGGAGGAUGAAGGAGGUGGAGCUAGCUGACCGUCUGCAGAGAAGAUAUUUUGCUGCAGUUUGUCAACAUCAACAUAAAUCUGGUCUGAAGAAGAAGUUCCAGUCUGUGUUUGAGGGGAUUGCUAAAGCAGGAAGUCCAACCCUUCUGAACCAGAUCUACACAGAGCUCUACAUCACAGAGGGAGGGACUGGAGAGGUCAAUGAUGAACAUGAGAUCAGACAGAUUGAAACAGUAUCCAGGAAACCAGACAGACCAGAAACAACAAUAAGACAAGAAGACAUCUUUAAAGUGCCACCUGGAAGUGAUCAACCAAUCAGAACAGUAAUGACAAAGGGAGUGGCUGGCAUUGGGAAAACAGUCUUAACACAGAAGUUCACUCUGGACUGGGCUGAAGACAAAGCCCAUCAGAACAUCCAGUUCAUAUUUCCAUUCACAUUUAGAGAGCUGAAUGUGCUGAAAGAGAAAAAGUUCAGCUUGGUGGAACUUGUUCAUUAUUUCUUUACUGAAACCAAAGAAAUCUGCAGCUUUGAACAUUUCCAGGUUCUGUUCAUCUUUGAUGGCUUGGAUGAGAGUCGACUUCCUCUGGACUUCCACAACAAGGAGAUCCUGACUGAUGCUACAGAGUCCACCUCAGUGGAUGUUCUGCUGACAAACCUCAUCAGGGGGAAACUGCUUCCCUCUGCUCUCCUCUGGAUAACCACACGACCUGCAGCAGCCAAUCAGAUCCCUCCUCAGUGUGUUGGCAUGGUAACAGAGGUCAGAGGGUUCAAUGACCCACAGAAGGAGGAAUACUUCAGGAAGAGAUUCAGAGAUGAGGAUCAGGCCAGCAGGAUCAUCUCCCACAUGAAGACAUCACGAAGCCUCCACAUCAUGUGCCACAUCCCAGUCUUCUGCUGGAUCACUGCUACAGUUCUGGAGGAUGUGUUGGAGACCAGAGAGGGAGGAGAGCUGCCCAGAACCCUGACUGAGAUGUACAUCCACUUCCUGGUGGUUCAGACCAAAGUGAAGAAGGUCAAGUAUGAUGGAGGAGCUGAAACAGAUCCACACUGGAGUCCAGAGAGCAGGAAGAUGAUUAAGUCGCUGGGAAAACUGGCUUUUGAUCAGCUGCAGAAAGGAAACCUGAUCUUCUAUGAGUCAGACCUGACAGAGUGUGGCAUCAAUAUCAGAGCAGCCUCAGUGUACUCAGGAGUGUUCACACAGAUCUUUAAAGAGGAGAGAGGUCUGUACCAGGACAAGGUGUUCUGCUUCGUCCAUCUGAGUGUUCAGGAGUUUCUGGCUGCUCUUCAUGUUCAUCUGACCUUCAUCAACUCUGGAGUCAACCUGAUGGAAGAAACACAAACUUCUAAGAAGUCUUUUUCAGUUGCCAAACCUAAACUAAAAUCUCUCCAUCACAGAGCUGUUGACCAGGCCUUAGAGAGUCCAAAUGGACACCUGGACUUGUUCCUCCGCUUCCUCCUGGGACUUUCACUGCAGACCAAUCAGAGACUCCUACAAGGUCUGCUGACACAGACAGAAAGUAGCUCACAGACCAAUCAGGAAACAGUUCAGUACAUCAAGAAGACAAUCAGUGAGAAUGUGUCUGCAGAGAAAAGCAUCAAUCUGUUCCACUGUCUGAAUGAACUGAAUGAUCGUUCUCUAGUGGAGAAGAUCCAACAGUCUCUGAGUUCAGGAAGUCUCUCCACAGAUAAACUGUCUCCUGCUCAGUGGUCAGCUCUGGGUUUCAUCUUAAUGUCAUCAGGAAAAGAUCUGGAUGUGUUUGACCUGAAGAAAUACUCUGCUUCAGAGGAGGUUCUUCUGAGGCUGCUGCCAGUGGUUAAAGCCUCCAACAAAGCUCUACUGAGUGUCUGUAACCUCUCAGAGAGAAGCUGUAAAGCUCUGUCCUCAGUUCUCAGCUCCCAGUCCUCCAGUCUCAGAGAACUGGACCUGAGUAACAACAACCUGCAGGAUUCAGGAGUGAAGCUUCUCUCUGCUGGACUGAAGAGUCCAAACUGCAACCUGGAAACUCUCAGCUUAUCAGGCUGUUUGGUCUCAGAGGAAGGCUCUGCUUCUCUGGCCUCAGCUCUGACCUCCAACCCCUCCCAUCUGAAAGAGUUGGACCUGAGCUACAAUCAUCCAGGAGACUCAGGAGUGAAGCUGCUGUGGGCUGGACUGAAGGAUCCACACUGGAGACUGGAAGCUCUCAGGGUGGAGCCUGCUGGAGUCCGAUUCCUGACACCAGGUCCAUGGAGAUAUUCCUGUCAACUCACCAUCGACACAAACACAGUGAACAGAAAACUCAAACUGUCUGAAGACAACAGGAAGGUGACAUAUGUGAAGGAGCUUCAGUCAUAUCCUGAUCAUCCAGACAGAUUUGAUAACUGGUAUCAGCUGCUGUGUAGAACUGGUCUGACUGGUCACUGUUACUGGGAGGUUGAGUGGAGAGGAGGAGUUGAGAUAUCAGUGAGUUACAGAAGAAUCAUGAGGAAAGAAAAGAGUAGAGACUGUUGGUUUGGAUGUAAUGAUCAUUCCUGGAGUCUGAGAUGCUCUGAUGAUGGUUACUCUGUCUGGCACAAUGACAUACAAACUCGUCUCUCCUCCUCCUCUGUCUCUCACAGAGUAUCAGUGUAUGUGGACUGUCCUGCUGGCAUUCUGUCCUUCUACAGAGUUUCCUCUGACUCACUGAUCCUCCUCCACACCUUCAACACCAAAUUCACUGAACCUCUGAUUCCUGGAUUUACGGUCUGGCCCAUUUCUGGUUCCUCAGUGUUUCUGUGCUGAUUUGAGUCUAAAGAGUCUAAAUAUUUUAAAUAUUUUCUUCCUGUCAGAGAAACUCUCUCACUGUUGAACAGAUAGUUCAGUCUCUACAAUCUAUUUCUUGGUGAAAAAAUUCAGAUUGAAUCCUUGGAAACUUUUUAUUCUUCCAGUCCUUUAAAUAUGGAAGCUGGAAUUAUUCCAGGAUUAUUCCAGGAUCCUCAUGUUUUUCUGUUUGUUUCCAUUCAAAGCUUCACACUGAAUAUCAAGAUGUUGUUUUUUUCAUUCAUCAGAUUUCAUUGAAAUGUUGAUCAGUUUUUCUCAAUCACUGAUCAUUUUCUGUUUCUAUCGGCUCCUAUUUUUCUCAACAUGUCAGAUUUGAAUAUUAAAUCUUCCUUUUGUAAAUUUGCUGCAGUUUUUCUUCAUGUGUUUUAAAUAAAAACAUUUUUCUUCUG